This is a messenger RNA of Trichechus manatus latirostris (Florida manatee), 6879 nucleotides long. RefSeq names its product talin 2 (gene TLN2). The transcript is spliced from 51 exons. The record is from RefSeq and is a predicted model, not a curated record. NCBI's taxonomy places the organism in Eukaryota, Metazoa, Chordata, Mammalia, Sirenia, Trichechidae. Bases 307 to 6879 code for a protein of 2190 amino acids. Gene Ontology annotation, molecular function: structural constituent of cytoskeleton; integrin binding; actin filament binding. Gene Ontology annotation, biological process: cell-cell adhesion. Gene Ontology annotation, cellular component: ruffle; plasma membrane; cytoskeleton.
GCUGAGGCGGCCGCGGGAGCCGAGCGGUGGCCGGGCGCGCGGGGGGACGCAGGCUGCACUCCGGGGCGGACGCUCUGCCAUGAGACAGUAAAUGCAUCCCCCGUGGGCUGCUGCAGGCUAACAUCUGGACUUGGUUCCUGGCCCCUUGACUGCUCGGCUGCCCACAAGUUCCGGCAUCAACCUGUUGAAAACCGUAUUGCUGCUGACGGCUUCCCAGAUGCUUCAGAUAUCUUCAGGGAACUCGACUCUUUACAUAAACUGAGAAUUUAGGGAUUCUAAGUGAGAGCCUUCAGAUCAUCCAGGAAGAUGGUGGCCCUGUCCUUAAAGAUUUGUGUCCGCCACUGCAACGUGGUGAAGACCAUGCAGUUUGAACCGGCCACAGCCGUGUACGACGCCUGCCGCAUCAUUCGCGAGCGGGUGCCCGAGGCACAGACUGGCCAAGCUUCUGACUAUGGGCUGUUCCUUUCGGAUGAAGACCCCAGGAAAGGCAUUUGGCUGGAAGCAGGCAGAACACUGGAUUACUACAUGUUGCGAAAUGGGGAUAUUUUGGAAUAUAAAAAGAAACAGAGACCUCAGAAAAUCCGGAUGCUGGAUGGAUCUGUGAAAACAGUGAUGGUGGAUGACUCCAAGACGGUUGGGGAACUCCUGGUUACCAUUUGCAGUAGGAUAGGAAUAACAAACUAUGAAGAAUACUCUUUAAUCCAAGAAACUAUGGAAGAAAAGAAAGAGGAGGGGACAGGUACACUCAAAAAAGACAGGACCCUGUUACGGGAUGAGAGGAAAAUGGAGAAGCUAAAGGCCAAGCUUCACACAGAUGAUGACCUAAACUGGCUGGAUCACAGCCGAACGUUCAGAGAACAAGGAGUAGAUGAAAACGAAACCUUGCUGCUUAGACGGAAGUUCUUUUACUCUGAUCAGAAUGUAGAUUCAAGAGACCCUGUGCAGCUGAACUUGCUCUAUGUUCAGGCUCGGGAUGACAUCCUAAACGGCUCCCACCCUGUCUCCUUCGAAAAGGCUUGUGAAUUUGGUGGAUUUCAAGCCCAGAUCCAGUUUGGACCUCAUGUGGACCAUAAGCAUAAACCUGGAUUCUUAGAUCUGAAGGAAUUCCUGCCCAAAGAGUACAUCAAGCAGAGAGGAGCUGAAAAGAGGAUAUUUCAGGUAUCGGACAUGUGCAGAAGUUAUUCUUUUCCUCACUCCCUGGCCUCAUUUAUUAGCAUGAGAGGGCCCUCGGCAGAUGAUGGUCACGAUUUUGGGGAGUACCAGGAAAGCUACUAUUCAGUACAAACCACUGAGGGAGAGCAAAUAUCCCAGCUGAUUGCAGGCUACAUUGACAUCAUCCUCAAAAAGUUGGCCUCCACAACGGACAUUGUGACACCUGAUGUAUCUACACGUUCCACUCCGUAUGGGUGGCUUCUCCCCAGUGACCAAGACCCUUUUCCCCGCAGGUCCACCAUCUUGCAGCAGCAGUUCAAUCGGACUGGGAAGGUGGAGCACGGCUCCGUGGCGCUGCCCGCCGUGAUGCGCUCAGGCUCCAGCGGGCCCGAGACCUUCAACGUGGGCAGCAUGCCCUCACCACAGCAGCAGGUCACGGUUGGGCAGAUGCACCGCGGCCACAUGCCUCCUCUGACCUCGGCCCAGCAGGCCCUCAUGGGGACCAUCAACACCAGCAUGCAUGCUGUGCAGCAGGCCCAGGACGACCUCAGCGAGCUUGACUCCCUGCCGCCUCUUGGCCAGGAUAUGGCAUCUAGGGUAUGGGUUCAGAACAAAGUGGACGAGUCCAAACAUGAAAUUCACUCUCAAGUUGAUGCCAUCACAGCUGGAACGGCUUCAGUUGUUAACCUCACAGCCGGUGACCCUGCGGACACUGACUACACAGCAGUGGGAUGUGCAAUCACUACUAUUUCUUCCAACCUGACGGAGAUGUCCAAGGGUGUGAAGCUGUUGGCGGCCUUCAUGGAUGAUGAGGUGGGCAGCGGGGAGGACCUACUGAGAGCUGCGAGGACCCUCGCUGGGGCAGUGUCAGACUUGCUGAAAGCUGUACAGCCUACUUCUGGAGAGCCUCGACAGACAGUGUUGACCGCUGCCGGAAGUAUCGGACAAGCCAGUGGGGAUCUUCUGAGACAGAUCGGAGAAAACGAGACCGAUGAGCGGUUCCAAGUAAGAUAUUUGCCACGUUGUGGUCUUGGAAGAGGGUCUAAGAGAUGUGCGAUGGAGAGACUUUUUCGGGACUCUUCUUCAUCAAUGCCGGGGACAUAUGUUGUCUGUCCUCUGGCAGUGGCUGAUCAUAUACCUCAGCUGGUCCAGGGGGUGAGAGGCAGCCAAGCCCAAGCAGAAGACCUCAGUGCCCAGCUGGUCCUCAUCAUCUCCAGCCAGAACUUCCUCCAGCCUGGAAGCAAGAUGGUGUCCUCUGCCAAAGCCGCGGUGCCCACUGUGAGUGACCAGGCUGCAGCCAUGCAGCUGAGCCAGUGUGCUAAGAACCUCGCUACCAGCUUGGCGGAGCUACGGACCGCCUCACAGAAGGCCCAUGAAGCCUGCGGUCCUAUGGAAAUCGAUUCAGCCCUGAACACCGUGCAGACACUUAAGAAUGAACUGCAGGAUGCCAAGAUGGCUGCCACGGAGAGUCAGCUGAAGCCACUGCCAGGGGAAACGCUGGAGAAAUGUGCUCAGGACCUGGGAAGUACGUCUAAAGCGGUGGGCUCCUCCAUGGCACAGCUGCUCACCUGUGCUGCUCAAGGCAAUGAGCACUACACAGGAGUGGCUGCUAGAGAGACGGCCCAAGCUCUGAAAAUACUGGCCCAAGCUGCCCGUGGAGUGGCCGCAUCUACCAGUGACCCCUCAGCUGCGCACGCCAUGUUAGAUUCGGCUCGAGACGUGAUGGAGGGCUCAGCCAUGCUCAUUCAAGAAGCCAAACAGGCCCUGAUUGCACCGGGGGAUGCCGAGAGUCAACAGAGGCUAGCUCAGGUGGCCAAAGCAGUCUCACACUCUUUGAAUAACUGCGUGAAUUGCCUCCCUGGGCAGAAGGACGUGGAUGUGGCCUUGAAGAGCAUUGGCGAGUCCAGCAAGAAGCUGCUCGUGGACUCGCUACCUCCAAGCACGAAGCCUUUCCAGGAAGCCCAGAGUGAACUAAACCAGGCGGCAGCUGAUCUGAACCAGUCUGCCGGGGAAGUGGUCCAUGCCACUCGGGGCCAGAGCGGAGAGCUGGCUGCGGCCUCCGGAAAGUUCAGUGAUGAUUUCGACGAAUUCCUGGAUGCUGGCAUUGAGAUGGCUGGCCAGGCUCAGACCAAAGAAGACCAGAUCCAAGUGAUAGGGAACCUCAAGAAUAUCUCUAUGGCAUCCAGCAAGCUGUUGUUAGCCGCCAAGUCUCUCUCCGUAGAUCCGGGUGCCCCCAAUGCGAAAAACCUCCUGGCAGCAGCGGCAAGAGCUGUGACAGAGAGCAUCAAUCAACUCAUCACGCUGUGCACCCAGCAAGCUCCUGGCCAGAAAGAGUGUGAUAAUGCCCUCCGUGAACUCGAGACUGUGAAGGGGAUGUUGGAUAAUCCUAAUGAACCCGUUAGCGACCUGUCUUACUUUGACUGCAUCGAGAGCGUGAUGGAAAACUCCAAGGUUCUGGGGGAGUCGAUGGCAGGGAUUUCGCAGAACGCCAAGACUGGGGACCUCCCUGCCUUUGGGGAGUGUGUGGGAGUGGCGUCCAAGGCUCUCUGUGGGCUGACAGAGGCUGCGGCCCAGGUUCUGUCAGCAGCCACGAUUGUCGCCAAGCACACAUCAGCCUUGUGCAAUGCCUGCCGCAUUGCCUCAUCUAAGACAGCCAACCCAGUGGCCAAGAGACACUUUGUCCAGUCAGCCAAGGAAGUUGCCAACAGCACUGCCAACCUGGUGAAGACCAUAAAGGCCCUGGACGGGGAUUUCUCUGAAGACAACCGCAACAAAUGCCGUAUUGCCACCGCGCCUUUGAUCGAAGCCGUGGAGAACCUGACAGCAUUCGCAUCAAACCCUGAGUUUGUCAGUGUUCCCGCCCAGAUCAGCUCCGAGGGCUCUCAGGCGCAGGAACCAAUCCUGGUCUCGGCCAAGACCAUGCUGGAAAGCUCGUCAUACCUCAUCCGCACUGCCCGCUCCCUGGCCAUCAACCCCAAAGACCCGCCCACCUGGUCCGUGCUGGCCGGACAUUCCCACACUGUGUCCGACUCCAUCAAGAGUCUCAUCACGUCCAUCAGAGACAAGGCCCCUGGGCAGAGGGAGUGCGACAUCUCCAUCGAUGGCAUCAACAGGUGCAUCCGGGACAUCGAGCAGGCCUCACUGGCAGCUGUCAGUCAGAGCCUGGCCACGAGGGAUGACAUCUCUGUGGAGGCCCUGCAGGAGCAGCUGACUUCGGUGGUGCAGGAAAUUGGACACCUCAUCGACCCCAUCACCACAGCAGCUCGGGGAGAAGCAGCCCAGCUGGGACAUAAGGUCACACAGCUGGCAAGCUACUUUGAACCCUUGAUCUUGGCCGCGGUUGGCGUGGCUUCCAAGAUCCUUGACCAUCAGCAGCAGAUGACAGUGCUGGACCAGACCAAGACACUCGCAGAGUCUGCCUUGCAGAUGUUGUACGCGGCCAAAGAAGGUGGCGGGAACCCCAAGGCGCAGCACACGCAUGAUGCCAUCAUGGAGGCCGCCCAGCUGAUGAAGGAGGCUGUGGACGACAUCAUGGUGACGCUGAACGAAGCAGCCAGUGAAGUGGGGCUGGUGGGGGGCAUGGUGGAUGCCAUAGCAGAAGCCAUGAGCAAGCUGGAUGAAGGCUCACCUCCAGAACCAAAGGGAACAUUUGUUGACUAUCAGACGACUGUGGUCAAAUACUCCAAAGCCAUAGCAGUAACAGCUCAGGAAAUGAUGACUAAGUCGGUUACUAACCCGGAGGAGUUGGGAGGACUGGCUUCACAAAUGACCAGUGACUAUGGGCACCUGGCUCUCCAGGGCCAGCUGGCAGCAGCUACGGCGGAACCAGAGGAGAUUGGAUUCCAGAUCCGCACACGGGUGCAGGACCUGGGUCACGGCUGCAUCUUUCUGGUCCAGAAGGCGGGGGCCCUCCAGGUGUGCCCCACGGACAGCUACACUAAGAGGGAGCUGAUCGAGUGUGCCCGCGCUGUCACGGAGAAGGUGUCCUUGGUGCUGUCAGCUCUCCAGGCUGGGAACAAGGGGACCCAGGCAUGCAUCACAGCCGCCACUGCCGUGUCUGGGAUCAUCGCUGACCUGGACACCACUAUCAUGUUUGCAACUGCAGGCACUCUGAACGCAGAAAACAACGAGACGUUUGCAGACCACAGGGAGAACAUUCUAAAGACAGCCAAAGCCUUGGUUGAAGACACAAAACUGCUGGUAUCCGGGGCUGCAUCCACCCCAGACAAGCUGGCCCAGGCGGCCCAGUCCUCAGCAGCCACCAUCACCCAGCUCGCCGAGGUGGUCAAGCUAGGGGCAGCCAGCCUGGGCUCCGAUGACCCUGAGACGCAGGUGGUUUUGAUCAACGCCAUCAAAGAUGUGGCCAAGGCCCUUUCAGAUCUCAUUGGUGCUACCAAGGGAGCUGCCAGCAAGCCCGCAGAUGACCCCUCCAUGUACCAGCUCAAGGGGGCCGCCAAGGUGAUGGUGACUAACGUCACCUCCCUCCUCAAGACUGUGAAGGCCGUGGAAGACGAGGCGACCCGAGGCACACGGGCACUGGAGGCCACAAUUGAGUACAUCAAGCAGGAGCUCACGGUGUUCCAGUCAAAGGAGGUACCUGAAAAGACAUCAUCACCUGAAGAAUCGAUAAGGAUGACGAAAGGCAUCACCAUGGCAACAGCCAAGGCCGUGGCAGCUGGGAACUCGUGUAGACAGGAGGACGUGAUAGCCACCGCCAAUCUGAGCCGGAAAGCCGUGUCAGAUAUGCUGACAGCCUGCAAGCAAGCGUCCUUCCACCCUGAUGUCAGUGAGGAGGUGCGCACCAGAGCCUUGCGGUUCGGGACGGAGUGCACCCUCGGGUACUUGGACCUCCUUGAGCACGUCUUGGUGAUUCUUCAGAAACCAACCCCAGAGCUCAAGCAUCAGUUGUCUGCUUUCUCCAAGCGCGUCGCCGGAGCGGUGACUGAGCUCAUCCAGGCGGCAGAAGCCAUGAAAGGAACAGAGUGGGUGGAUCCAGAAGACCCAACCGUCAUUGCAGAAACAGAAUUACUGGGGGCUGCAGCAUCCAUUGAGGCUGCUGCUAAGAAGUUAGAGCAACUGAAGCCAAGAGCAAAACCAAAACAAGCGGAUGAGACCCUGGAUUUUGAAGAACAGAUCUUGGAAGCCGCUAAAUCUAUUGCUGCUGCCACAAGUGCCCUGGUCAAAUCGGCCUCGGCAGCCCAGAGGGAGCUGGUGGCCCAAGGAAAGGUCGGCUCCAUCCCUGCCAACGCAGCAGAUGACGGACAGUGGUCACAGGGGCUGAUUUCUGCCGCCCGGAUGGUGGCGGCAGCAACCAGCAAUCUCUGCGAGGCAGCCAAUGCGUCCGUUCAGGGACACGCCAGUGAGGAGAAGCUCAUCUCAUCCGCCAAGCAAGUCGCCGCUUCCACGGCUCAGCUGCUUGUGGCCUGCAAGGUGAAGGCCGAUCAGGACUCGGAGGCCAUGAGGCGGCUACAGGCGGCAGGAAACGCCGUGAAAAGAGCCUCAGACAGUCUUGUCCGUGCUGCCCAGCAGGCCGCGUUUGGCAAAGCUGACGAUGACGAUGUCGUAGUGAAAACAAAAUUCGUAGGGGGCAUCGCUCAGAUCAUUGCUGCCCAGGAGGAAAUGCUCAAGAAGGAACGAGAACUGGAAGAAGCAAGGAAAAAGCUGGCCCAGAUCCGCCAGCAGCAGUAUAAAUUCCUGCCCACCGAGCUGAGGGAAGACGAAGGCUAG